This is a messenger RNA of Prosopis cineraria, 2926 nucleotides long. RefSeq names its product MA3 DOMAIN-CONTAINING TRANSLATION REGULATORY FACTOR 2-like. Lineage: Eukaryota; Viridiplantae; Streptophyta; Magnoliopsida; Fabales; Fabaceae. The transcript has 4 exons. The record is from RefSeq and is a predicted model, not a curated record. Gene Ontology annotation, biological process: negative regulation of DNA-templated transcription. Bases 484 to 2793 code for a protein of 769 amino acids.
CUCUCCUAUUUCCAAAGGCAAAGGAAUUAGAAAGCUUGGAACAUCAUAGACGAGACAAACUCGUUCAAGAUCCGCAUUUUGAUUUCCGACACACACAUGGAAACACCUCAUAUUUUGCAGCUACCUUUGAACACUGUCUUUCUCUUUCAAUUACUUCCCCUGAUCUGGUGCCAACUGCUACUUGUUCGGCUAGGGUUGAAUCCAACAAACUACACUGUAAGAAUCUCAUAGCCAUUGCUGGCCACUGCCUGAGCUCCCGCAAGCUCAAAUCUCACAGAAGCAAAAUUGGUUUGUAGUGUAUGGCUUUUUUCCAAGAGAAGAGGAGAUUGAUUCGAGAAGCAUUUUUAAGAUUGAAGCCUUCUCUGAUGUGCCAUUGACUAGAGCUUAUUUCUGAUUCAUAUGGUGCUAAUAUUGUGAUCUCUUAUACAUGCAACUAGCAAAAUUAGAGUGAUUUGUGAAGGCUUAGAGAAUUAAAUAGAUGCGAUGGAUACCAGUAAUGGUUCUACGUUAAGUGAACAUCGCAAACCUCAUGAAUCAGUUUCAAAAAGUGCAGAUUCAUUAUCUGUUCCUCCAUUGCAAACUUCUCCAAAGUCACCGAAAUCCUGUGGCUCUCCAAGGUCCCCUAGGUUCCAAGUCAAGGGCGGCAAGCGAAGUCCAAAUCAUGAUAAGCACCCAUAUUCUUCAAGAGACGGAUGUCCCAAGAAAGAAUGUGCAGAUCCAUUCUCUGUUACUUCAUUGAAAAUUUCUCCAAAGACACCGGCAUCCCCCACUUCUCCAAAGUCUCCGAGGUCCCCAAGGUUACCUGGCCAUAGUCCAAAGAAUGAAAGGCAAUCACGUUCGCCACGAGAUGGACGACCAAAGAAAGGAGGUUGUGGAGGGAAAGGCACGUGGGGAGGAUUGCUUGAUACUGAAGACAUGAACUUUCUUGACCCUCAUGAUCCAAACUAUGACAGCACUGAGGAAAAUGAACCUUCGAAUGAAAAGAAAAAGAAAGGGGAGUUAGAUGAGUACAAGAAGAAAGCUACAAUAAUAGUGGAGGAAUAUUUCACCACCGAUGAUAUUGUUGCUGUAAAAAACGAACUGAGAGAACUUGGAACGCCAUACUUCAGCUACUAUUUUGUCAAGAAGCUUGUUUCAAUGUCAAUGGACAGACAUGACAAAGAAAAAGAAAUGGCUGCUGUUCUGCUAUCUGCACUUUAUGCUGACACAAUUGAUCCUUCUCAAGUUUACAAGGGCUUCAGUAAGCUAGUUGCAUCUGCAGAUGACCUGAUUGUAGACAUACCAGACGCAGUGGAUGUUCUAGCGCUUUUCUUGGCUCGAGCUGUGGUUGAUGACAUACUUCCUCCUGCAUUUUUAAAGAAACAGAUGGCUUACUUACAGAAGGAUUCAAAAGGGAUUGAAGUCUUGAAAAAGGCUGAGAAGAACUAUCUUGCAGCCCCUCUGCAUGCAGAAAUCAUAGAGCGCCGGUGGGGAGGCAGUAAGAAUAUGACAGUUGAUGAUGUGAAGGCUAGAAUAAACAAUUUGUUGAUAGAAUAUGUAACAAGUGGUGACAAGAAAGAAGCUUUUAGAUGCAUUAAGGAUUUGAAAGUUCCAUUUUAUCAUCAUGAGAUAGUGAAACGCGCUCUUAUAAUGGCAAUGGAGAGGCGCCAAGCAGAAGGUCCCUUACUAGAUCUCUUGAAAGAAGCAGCUGAAGAAGGUUUUAUCAACUCAAGUCAAACCUCAAAGGGCUUUGAUCGGUUGAUUGACACUGUCGAUGACUUAUCACUUGACAUACCAAAUGCACGUGAAAUACUCCAAAAACUAAUGUCCAAGGCAGCAUCCGAGGGUUGGCUAUGUGUUUCAUCUUUGAAAUCGCUCUCACCGGAGACAGAGAAAAAGUCACUAGAAGAAAAUGCAGCCAGAAGUUUCAAGCUAAAGGCUCAGUCCAUAAUUCAAGAGUACUUCUUGUCGGGUGAUAUAUUUGAAGUAAUUAGUUGUCUUGAGCAAGAGAGCAACACUAGCUCUGCACAUCUCAAAGCAAUCUUUGUCAAGAGACUUAUAACAUUAGCUAUGGAUCGAAAGAAGCGGGAGAAGGAAAUGGCCUCGGUUCUGCUUUCAUCUCUGUGUUUUCCAGCUGAUGAUGUUGUUAAUGGUUUUGUCAUGUUGAUAGAAUCAGCAGACGACACUGCUCUGGAUAAUCCAGUAGUGGUGGAGGAUCUUGCCAUGUUCCUGGCCAGAUCAGUAGUGGAUGAAGUCCUGGCCCCACAGCAUCUAGAAGAGGUUGGAACACAGUGUCUGGGGCAAGAUUCAAUAGGAAGUAAAGUGCUUCAAAUGGCCAAGUCAUUGCUAAAGGCCAGGCUUUCUGGGGAGAGAAUAUUAAGGUGUUGGGGUGGAGGGGGAAGCAGCAGAUCUGGGUGGGAAAUUGAGGAUGUCAAGGACAAGAUUAUAAACCUUUUGGAGGAGUAUGAGUCUGGAGGUGACAUAAGGGAGGCAUGUCGAUGCAUGAAAGAACUAGGAAUGCCAUUUUUUCACCACGAGGUCGUCAAGAAAGCCCUGGUGAAAAUCAUUGAGAAGAAGAAUGACAGGUUGUGGGGUCUGCUCAAGGAAUGCUUUGAAUCAGGACUGAUAACUACCAACCAGAUGAUGAAGGGGUUUGGAAGGAUUGCAGAAUCUCUUGAUGACUUGGCUUUGGAUGUCCCUGAUGCUAAGAAACAGUUUAUACACUACGUGGAACGAGCAAAGAGCUCAGAAUGGUUGGAUGCUUCAUUUAGUCUCAGCAAAUUUGAACAUUCAACGGAGAAUGGAACCUGCUAACUCUGAUGGGGUAAUCAACAAUAUAAUUUGUACUUCGUUUCUUUUUCCUGAAUUUACUCCUUUUGAUCACAUAUUACCAUGCUCCUUGACCAAAUCCUGAAAUUCCUUUAAAAAAAAAUUUUUUGGCGCUUUA